GGGUGCAUUUGUUUUACUUAAUCGCCAAACAUAAACCUUGAGCCGCAUAGCAUAGGUUUGCACACAACAUCUGUAUCAUCUCUGACGUCAUGUCACUCUGAUGUCACGGUAUUGUGACGUCAUGCUAUUGUUACCCACAUGCGCAUGGAAAUAAGCCGCAUUUACAACAGCGUCAAAGAGUAUCGACUAAAAUGGGAUGUAAGCAAACUAAGGUCACACCACUGAAGCAAACAUCUCCCGAGGAGGCUCUGGCGGGCAAGAUCAACUGCCCUCACGAACUCUACUACGCCAAGAGUCAGUUGACGCCCCGCCUGUCAGGGGAUGAGAUUCUUCAGCAGCUGAGAGAGGAAGGGCUGGUCCCUGUCCACCAGACACGAGGAGGAGUGGCCUUCUCUGUGCCCGCCACCGAGUGUGUUGGUUCCCGCGGCAAACCACCCCGACGUCUGGAGCAAAUCCCAGUGCGGUGCUUCUACACAGCAGAGAGGAGGAGACAGAAGGCUGACACUUUCAGAUUUAACAAGCUAGUUGAUCAAGUUCAGUGGAAACAGCUGGACAGAGAAUUAAAGCACAAAGCUGUGAAAGACGAGAAGAAACGUCGCCUGUUCUUGAAGAAAAUGAUGGCGGAACAUCAGCUGCAGAUGAGAGAAGAGAAACUGAAGAGGCUGGAUGAAGAGCGGGCGGCGAAGAAGAAGGAGGAGAAGAUGUCAUCCAAGAAAUAGACGAAGAGGCGUGCGGAUGGGCCUGGGGGUGGGAUGGAUGUUCGGGGUUGAGGGGGAUCGAGGGUCGGGGUGGGGGAUAGACCAAGGCCAUUAAAAAGUAACUAUGCAUUAUCCAAAAAGAUUUACAAAAAUGUUUCAUGCACUGUUGGUGCUAAAAAGGUGUAUAACAUCUAUACCAUGUUUACAAACAUAACUUUUAUAGAUCGUUGAUUAUAGGCCAGGGGGGUGAGGGACAUUAACAAAUAACUAUGUACUAUCCAAAAGGAUUUACCAAAAACACGAUAUGCAUGAACAUGAUUUAGUUCAUAUUGCAUCGGUAUUAAUAAAUCUAACAUUUUUCAUCUCGAUUAGUUUGUACAGUGUCUCAUAUUUGUGCCAAAUAAAAUUAUGUACAUUGUGAUACCAAUGU
Haliotis rubra (blacklip abalone) is the source of this 1128-nucleotide messenger RNA. RefSeq lists its product as uncharacterized. The record is from RefSeq and is a predicted model, not a curated record. The transcript has 2 exons. Bases 192 to 719 code for a protein of 175 amino acids. NCBI's taxonomy places the organism in Eukaryota, Metazoa, Mollusca, Gastropoda, Lepetellida, Haliotidae.